Messenger RNA from Pimephales promelas (fathead minnow), 2549 nucleotides. NCBI's taxonomy places the organism in Eukaryota, Metazoa, Chordata, Actinopteri, Cypriniformes, Leuciscidae. The record is from RefSeq and is a predicted model, not a curated record.
UUACACUUCCUCCCCCGAAUGGGCUCAAAUGUGAUCAUGAACAGCUUCAGGAAUGGAGGAUGGGAGUCUGAGGAAAGUCUCUCUGACAACCCCUUUAUAAAGGGAGAAGCUUUUGAGACGAUCAUAGUCAUCAAAUCCGAAGGAUAUCAGAUAUACGUGAAUGGCAAGGAGCAGUACACAUUCAAGCACCGUAUCCCACUGGAAAAAGUGUCAACAUUAAACAUCAAAGGAGUUGUUGAUGUGAAACUUCUUGGCUUCAUACAAAACUGGAGCACAACUUCAUUCCCUACAGAAGUUACAACACAAAUCAUCAGUUUGGGCAGCUCACGUGGGAACGUUCCACCGUACAGUCAGAGAUCUUGCAGCCAGUCCAAAACCCUAUCCUUCCUUAUGUGGGUCCAAUUUCUGGAGGACUGAGAGUUGGAAUGGCCUUGUACUUGCAGGGAGUUGUUCCCACUAAUGCUGACUGGUUUGUAAUAAAUUUCAAGACCGGGUCAUCUGAGACUGAUGACAUUGCUUUACACUUCCUCCCCCGAAUGGGCUCAAAUGUGAUCAUGAACAGCUUCAGGAAUGGAGGAUGGGAGUCUGAGGAAAGUCUCUCUGACAACCCCUUUAUAAAGGGAGAAGCUUUUGAGACGAUCAUAGUCAUCAAAUCGGAGGGAUAUCAGAUAUACGUGAAUGGCAAGGAGCAGUACACAUUCAAGCACCGUAUCCCACUGGAAAAAGUGUCAACAUUAAACAUCAAAGGAGUUGUUGAUGUGAAACUUCUUGGCUUCAUACAAAACUGGAGCACAACUUCAUUCCCUACAGAAGUUACAACACAAAUCAUCAGUUUGGGCAGCUCACGUGGGAAACGUUCCACCGUACAGUCAGAGAUCUUGCAGCCAGUCCAAAACCCUAUCCUUCCUUAUGUGGGUCCAAUUUCUGGAGGACUGAGAGUUGGAAUGGCCUUGUACUUGCAGGGAGUUGUUCCCACUAAUGCUGACUGGUUUGUAAUAAAUUUCAAGACCGGGUCAUCUGAGACUGAUGACAUUGCUUUACACUUCCUCCCUCAAAUGGGCUCAAAUGUGAUCAUGAACAGCUUCAGGAAUGGAGGAUGGGAGUCUGAGGAAAGUCUCUCUGACAACCCCUUUAUAAAGGGAGAAGCUUUUGAGACGAUCAUAGUCAUCAAAUCCGAAGGAUAUCAGAUAUACGUGAAUGGCAAGGAGCAGUACACAUUCAAGCACCGUAUCCCACUGGAAAAAGUGUCAACAUUAAACAUCAAAGGAGUUGUUGAUGUGAAACUUCUUGGCUUCAUACAAAACUGGAGCACAACUUCAUUCCCUACAGAAGUUACAACACAAAUCAUCAGUUUGGGCAGCUCACGUGGGAAACGUUCCACCGUACAGUCAGAGAUCUUGCAGCCAGUCCAAAACCCUAUCCUUCCUUAUGUGGGUCCAAUUUCUGGAGGACUGAGAGUUGGAAUGGCCUUGUACUUGCAGGGAGUUGUUCCCACUAAUGCUGACUGGUUUGUAAUAAAUUUCAAGACCGGGUCAUCUGAGACUGAUGACAUUGCUUUACACUUCCUCCCUCAAAUGGGCUCAAAUGUGAUCAUGAACAGCUUCAGGAAUGGAGGAUGGGAGUCUGAGGAAAGUCUCUCUGACAACCCCUUUAUAAAGGGAGAAGCUUUUGAGACGAUCAUAGUCAUCAAAUCCGAAGGAUAUCAGAUAUACGUGAAUGGCAAGGAGCAGUACACAUUCAAGCACCGUAUCCCACUGGAAAAAGUGUCAACAUUAAACAUCAAAGGAGUUGUUGAUGUGAAACUUCUUGGCUUCAUACAAAACUGGAGCACAACUUCAUUCCCUACAGAAGUUACAACACAAAUCAUCAGUUUGGGCAGCUCACGUGGGGAACGUUCCACCGUACAGUCAGAGAUCUUGCAGCCAGUCCAAAACCCUAUCCUUCCUUAUGUGGGUCCAAUUUCUGGAGGACUGAGAGUUGGAAUGGCCUUGUACUUGCAGGGAGUUGUUCCCACUAAUGCUGACUGGUUUGUAAUAAAUUUCAAGACCGGGUCAUCUGAGACUGAUGACAUUGCUUUACACUUCCUCCCUCAAAUGGGCUCAAAUGUGAUCAUGAACAGCUUCAGGAAUGGAGGAUGGGAGUCUGAGGAAAGUCUCUCUGACAACCCCUUUAUAAAGGGAGAAGCUUUUGAGACGAUCAUAGUCAUCAAAUCCGAAGGAUAUCAGAUAUACGUGAAUGGCAAGGAGCAGUACACAUUCAAGCACCGUAUCCCACUGGAAAAAGUGUCAACAUUAAACAUCAAAGGAGUUGUUGAUGUGAAACUUCUUGGCUUCAUACAAAACUGGAGCACAACUUCAUUCCCUACAGAAGUUACAACACAAAUCAUCAGUUUGGGCAGCUCACGUGGGGAACGUUCCACCGUACAGUCAGAGAUCUUGCAGCCAGUCCAAAACCCUAUCCUUCCUUAUGUGGGUCCAAUUUCUGGAGGACUGAGAGUUGGAAUGGCCUUGUACUUGCAGGGAGUUGUUCCCACUAAUGCUGACUGGUAA